AUGGCAGCUCCAAAUCGAUUGAUUGUCUUAUCCAAUCUCAUUGCCGAGAAGACGAAAGUCAUCUCGGAUUUCCUAGCCUCCAAGGGACUGGAGCCUCCCUCUUUCGAUGUCGAUGGGCUAGCUGACUAUGCAAUUUCGGCUGACGACAAAGAGGCCUAUGAGGCUCGCCUGGAGUUGAUUGCAGCGUCAAAAGAGCUCUAUGCCCUUUCCCACGGCCCAAAGGAUCAUAUUCGCAACCUUUGCUGGGAUGCCAUGGAUCCAUUGUCGCUACAUGCCAUUUGGACCUUCAGGGUGCCACAGGCGGUGCCACUCACUGGCACAAUAUCUUACGAAGACCUAGCUAAGAAGUGCCACCAAUUGAGUGGAAUUUUCGUACCACUCUUCACCUUCCGACGGAUCGUCCGCCACGCUAUCACUAACCGCUUCUUCUGGGAGCCGGAACUGGGAUUCGUUGCGCACAACCGGGCAUCCCGAGUGCUUCUCGAGGAGGAAACCUUGGAUGCUGGGUGGCCCGGGAGUGGGGAGCCGAAUGAGACUGGUAUCAACGUCGCCUAUAACCAUAAUCUCAACUGGUUCGAUCACACCUCUCGCAAUGACGUUGUCGCCGACAGAUAUAGCAAAAGUAUGAAAGCACACGGUGGCGGUGUGGGAUUUGAUGUCUCGCACACGGUGUCCGGUUACCCAUGGGGAGAUAUUGGUGAGGGAACGGUCGUUGACUGUGGCGGCAGUGGAGGCUUUGCCUCGAUGGCGAUUGCGGAGGCACACCCCAAGCUGAACUUUGUAGUUCAGGAUCAAGAGCAUACAAUCACGGAAGAGACCAAGGCUGCAGUGCCGCAACAUCUCAAGUCCCGAGUUAAGCUUGAAGUACAUGACCUGUUGAAACCACAGACUGUAGUAGCAGAUGUCUACUUUUUCCGCUGGGUCUUUCAUGGCUUUGCUGAAAAGUAUGCUGUCCAGGUGUUGCGGGCUUUGAUUCCGGUGCUUAAGAAAGGAGCCAAGGUUGUCAUCAACGACGGCGUGAUCCCCGAGCCCGGUACUGUCCCAUGGAUGGAAUAUCGAAGCAUUAGAUGCAUGGACCUUUUGGGACAGGCAGUGAACAAUACCGGGGAAAGGGCCUUGGAUGACUGGAUAGGUCUAUUCAAAGUGGCCGAUUCUCGAUUCAAGUUCCUGAAUGCCUGGAAGCCCCCGAAGAGCACAAUUUGGUUCGUUGAAGCCGAGUGGCAGCCAUAA
Molecule: messenger RNA, 1230 nt
Organism: Aspergillus bombycis
Lineage: Eukaryota; Fungi; Ascomycota; Eurotiomycetes; Eurotiales; Aspergillaceae
Product: O-methyltransferase
Exons: 4
Coding region: 1-1230 (409 amino acids)
Molecular function (GO): O-methyltransferase activity
Source: RefSeq, a predicted model, not a curated record